Ochotona princeps (American pika) is the source of this 4012-nucleotide messenger RNA. It is a transcript of the gene USPL1, whose product is annotated as ubiquitin specific peptidase like 1. NCBI's taxonomy places the organism in Eukaryota, Metazoa, Chordata, Mammalia, Lagomorpha, Ochotonidae. Bases 206 to 3841 code for a protein of 1211 amino acids. Gene Ontology annotation, molecular function: SUMO binding. The transcript has 9 exons. Gene Ontology annotation, cellular component: Cajal body. The record is from RefSeq and is a predicted model, not a curated record. Gene Ontology annotation, biological process: Cajal body organization; protein desumoylation.
UUUCCUAGCGGCGGCGCAGUCGGGGCAGUAGCGGUCCCAGGAACGCGGGUUGGACGUUGCCGUCCGGUCGGGGGAAGCUCAAGGCUGGAACGGGAGUGCGCACCGUCCCGGAACGAACUAGGGGCGUGCCCGGCACAGGGAUCAUUGAAAAAUCCUUAGUGGUAUUGACAUGUCUCACGUGACAUGAAUUAGCCAAUGACUCGGAAUGAUGGAUUCUCCGAAGAUUGGAAAUGGUUUGCCAAUGAUUGGACCAGGGGCUGAUAUAGGGAUAUCUUCACUCCACAUGGUGGGGUAUUUGGGAAAAAAUUAUAAUCCAUCAAACAUUUCAUCAGAUGGUUAUUGUCCUGCUUGUAAAGAGAAGGGAAAAAUAAAAGCCUUGAAGAUUUACCGAAUUAGUUUUCAAGAGUCUAUCUUUUUGUGUGAAGAUUUGCAGUGCAUCUAUCCUUUGGGCUCCAGGUCACUUAAUAAUUUAAUUUCCCCGGAUUCAGAAGAUUGUCGCACUCCAAAUAAGGUUCACAAAAGGAAGCUCUUGGAAACCAGCUGUACCGAUUCACCUGUUUUAACAGAUUCCAAAAAGACUAGACAUCAUAUUGAUGAUGGACAGACAUUGGACAGCAGACCUAACAGAGAACUGUGUGAUGAAACCUCACCACAAUGUUCUGGGGACAAUACUUGUCAGCAUCCAGAUGGCACAGCUCAUUCCUUGGCGCAGAAUGAGAUUUUGGAAGCUGGUAGUGUUGGUAUGGCUGCUGAAGAGCCUGCUGCAGUCGAUGUCUCUGCAAGUAGACAAACUUCCCCUCAGAAUGAAGGCGGCACAUCUCCACUGGAAAUGCCAUUAGAAAGCGAGUGUGUAUCAUUUGGCCGGACUUUGUAUGUCCAGUGGAAAAAUGCUCAUGCUCUCUGCUGGUUGGACUGUAUCCUUUCAGCCUUGGUGCACUUGGAAGGAUUAAAGAACGCUGUGACUGAACUGUGUCCUAAGGAGGAUUCUGUUUUCUGGCAUUUGUUUACAAAAUAUAAUCAAGCAAAUAAGCUUCUGUAUGACACUCAGUUGGAUGGACUUAAAGGUGGAGAUUAUAAAAAGCUUCCUUCAGAAAGACUUGCACAGAUUGAGACCUGUCUGAAUGAAGUCAGAAAUCAAAUUUUUAGUAGACUUCAGCCUCUGCUUAAAUGCACAUUAGGUGACAUGGAAAGUCCUGUAUUUGCUUUUCCCCUGCUCUUAAAACUAGAGCCUCACAUUGAAAAGCUCUUCACAUAUUCUUUUUCCUGGGACUUCACAUGUGCCCAGUGUGGACACCAGUAUCAAAACAGGUGUAUGAAGAAUCUGGUCACUUUUACAAAUGUCAUCCCUGAGUGGCACCCACUGAAUGCUGCUCAUCUUGGUCCUUGUAACAAUUGCAACAGUAAAUUGCAAAUAAGGAAAAUGGUGUUAGAAAAAGCGUCUGCCAUAUUUAUGGUGCACUUCGUGGAAGGCUUACCACAGAAUGACUUGCAGCGCUAUGUAUUUCAUUUGGAAGGAUGUCUUUAUCAAAUAAAGUCUGUAAUCCAGUACCAAGCAAAUAAUCAUUUUAUUACAUGGAUUUUAGAUGCUGAUGGAAGUUGGCUGGAAUGUGACGACUUAAAAGGCCUCUGUUGCGAGAGACACGAGGAAUUUGAAGUUCCUGCUUCAGAGAUACAUAUUGUUAUUUGGGAAAGAAAAACAUCCCAGCUGGCAGAUCAAGAAGCUGCCCGCCUUCCCCUUAGGAAGCCUAAUGACGAGAAUGCUUUUGGUGCCAAUCGAUCAUCUCCAGCACCGGGUCCUAGGCAGGCAGCCUUCCCAGCAGGAACAGCCCCAGUCACACACCCUACGGGUGGAUCAGUUGCUCCUCACACUGGUCCACCAGAUGAAGCUGUGGCUCCUGGGGAUCAUUUCCUUCCAGGACCAAAAAGUGUGGCUGCCAGCAAGGUUUUACCUUCAACAUCGGAAGAAGCUGACCAGAAAACUGUCACUGAUUUUCAAGUUAAGUCUCAAACUGUCCUAUUGGAAAAUAAGCCUAUAGCAGAUAAAACGGGGAUUGUCAAAACAAAUACUUUACAGUCACAAGACUCACUAAUGACUUCUUUAGUACCAGAACCGUGUAAAGAAAACCAAGUCCAAGACCAGUUUGUAGAUUCAGGCUGUCCAUCUCAAGUUGUAAAUACAAAUGUGCCAUUGGUGCAGCUGAGUACAAGAGACACUGUUGGUGCGAAGGCUGUGGAUGGCAGUCACUCUGCUGCGCUUACACAGGCAGAGAAAUCAGUAGAAGUGGAGAAUGCUCAGUUAAAACAGUUCCUUCCUCCCAAAUCUGAUCAGUCAAAACCAGAGCGUCAAUCUAAUCUGAACACGAAAGAAACUGCAACAGAUUCCAAAACUGUAAUAGUGAAGCCAUUACAGAAUCAGUCUGUAAAAGAGAAUCAGAAGAAACCAUUUGUGGGAAGUUGGGUUAAAGGCUUGUUAAGCAGGGGGGUUUCUUUUAUGCCACUCUGUGUUUCUGCUUACAAUAGAGACACUGAUUUGCAGCCUCCUGAGGUGGCAAGGGCAAACAGUGUGGACAACUUUAAAGCGAAAGGUAGAAAACAAAAGGCUAAGCAGGGAUCCAGGAAAACCCGGAAGCAUGCAGGCAAGCCACCUCUGGUCCCCAGUCUGCUGCCUACUGCUGCUCCACCUAGCACAGCGGCUCCUGCAGCCAGCACAGCUGCUCUUCUACCACCCACCAGGGCCGUUCCUCCAGCUUCUCUACCCCUUAGCACAGCGGUUUCACCACCCAGAAUGGCUGCUUCUCCAGGUCCUCCACCCAGCAUGGCUGCUCCUCCAGGUCCUCCAUCCGCCAAGGGUGCUCCUCAAGCUUCUCUACCCCUUAGCACAGCGGUUUUACCACCCAGCAUGGCUGCUCCUCCAGGUCCUCCACCCACCAAGGCUGCUCCUCCAGAUUCUCUACGCCUUAGCACAGCGGUUUCACCACCCAGCAUGGCUGCUGCUCCUCCAGGUCCUCCACCCAGCAUGGCUGCUGCUCCAGCUUCUCUGCCACCUACCACAGCCCCUUUACCUGCUAGGGUAGCUGCUCCACCUGGGGGCUUGAGUGCUGCCUCCAUAGGUUUGAAGAAGUGUGACAGCACCUCAUAUGGAGCUCAGUUCAGCCAUAGUCCUCAUGGAAAUGAAACUUUUUCUUCAGCAAAAUAUGGAGAUUCAGUUGAAGGUCAGAUUCAUAAACUUCGACUAAAACUUCUUAAAAAACUGAAGGCCAAAAAGAGGAAAUUAGCUGCACUUAAAUCUUCCCCCCAAAAUGGAACACUUCCAGGAGGAAGUUCAGAACACAUUUCCCAGUGUGAGUCUCCAAAUUGCUGUGAAACAUUAGAUGAUUUGUUAAAAGAGCUACAAUAUAACAUUGAUAUUGCAGAUAAUAAAUUGGGGUACUCUCCUGUUUUAUCCUACAAUGGUCAAACUCAGGAAGAAAUUUUGGCAGAAAUAUUAUCUCCUACAAACACUGUUUCAACGGAGCUGUCGGACAAUGGGGAUGUUGACUUCAGAUAUUUGGAACUGGGAGAUGACUGUAUGCCGGCACCAGUACCUAGUGACUUAAACGAUACUUCCCAAAACACACUUCUCCAACAGGACCAUGUUUAUUGCAGCCCCAACAGGAAGAAUGAGUGUGAAACUCAACCAGACUUAGCAACAAGUGAUGCCUGCAGUAAAACAUUAAGCUUUGAGAGUCCAGUGAAGACUGACAUUUUGGAUGAGUUUUUUUCCACAUCAACAUUAAAUUCAUUAGCCAGUGACACAUUAGACUUACCUCAUUUUGAUGAAUGCCUGUUUGAGAAUUUUUGAAUGCUUGAUUCUUUUAAUAUUUAUUCUUACAAUUAACAAAAAAGCCUUUCAGGUAGUGUGCUAUACACUGGCCUUAUAUAAUAACCAUGAACAAAAUGUAGACUUCCUUUUGGUUCUGCCUGUGAAGCAUGGAAACUUUUUUUUCUACAAAUUAAAAUUAUCAGGAAUAUG